AUGUCCGAUAGACCCACGCAUCGAGGCGGAAGAGGAGGAGGAGGUCCUCGCGGCGGACGAGGUGGUGGUCGCGGUGGUCGUGAUGGUGGUCGCGACGGCGGCGACAAGGGCGAGAAGCCCAAGAAGGAGAAUAUCCUCGACUUGGCAAAGUACAUGGACAAGGAGAUUACCGUCAAAUUCAACGGCGGACGAGAGGUUACGGGCACGCUGAAGGGCUACGAUGCGCUCAUGAACCUGGUGUUGGACGAGGUUAAGGAAACGGUUCGAGAUGAAGAAGGAAACGAGUCCACUCGACCUUUGGGCCUCGUUGUUGCUCGCGGUACUCUUCUCGUGGUCAUUGCUCCCGUCGAUGGUAGUGAAGAAAUCGCCAAUCCCUUUGCAACGGCGGAGGAGUAA
Messenger RNA from Metarhizium brunneum ARSEF 3297, 396 nucleotides. RefSeq names its product U6 snRNA-associated Sm-like protein LSm7 (gene lsm7). Gene Ontology annotation, cellular component: U12-type spliceosomal complex; U6 snRNP; U2-type prespliceosome. Lineage: Eukaryota; Fungi; Ascomycota; Sordariomycetes; Hypocreales; Clavicipitaceae. Gene Ontology annotation, biological process: mRNA splicing, via spliceosome; nuclear-transcribed mRNA catabolic process. The record is from RefSeq and is a predicted model, not a curated record. Gene Ontology annotation, molecular function: RNA binding.